UAUAACAAAAACAAUGUAUUCUCUUGCUUUGAUUGUUCUUUCAAUUUUCGCUGGCGCCCAAUGUCAAAUCUUCGCACCAUACCCAAGAGCCGUUCCAGCCGUCGUGCCAAGCUGUCCCUGUGGAAAUCCCGCGCCAGUGCCAUUGCCCGUGCCAGUGCCAGCCGUAUUGCCAGGACGACCCUGCGCUAAUCCGCCAUUAAACGCCAUAGUGCCAGCAUGCGGAUGUGGCAAUCCAGCUCCAUUGCCAGUACUGAAAACGCCUUUAGGUUAUGAGCCAGCGUUUAACCCUGUAAUUGAAGCUCCAUUGCCACUGUCUCUGGCGUCUCUGGCGCUUGGCAACCCGUUUCUGCCAGCCGCGUCGCCAGUGUCCGCGUUGGCGCCAUUCUCGCCCUUAUUGCCGCCUGCCAAUACGUGCAGUCGUUGCCAAUAUUUGAAGAAGAUUCCUAUUCCACCUCCCUGUAUCUAAAUGGUGUGUUUAUUUAUUUUUCUGUUUUGAAUAAAUUAUUUUGUUAAUUUAA
Molecule: messenger RNA, 518 nt
Organism: Spodoptera frugiperda (fall armyworm)
Lineage: Eukaryota; Metazoa; Arthropoda; Insecta; Lepidoptera; Noctuidae
Exons: 2
Coding region: 14-466 (150 amino acids)
Source: RefSeq, a predicted model, not a curated record